This is a messenger RNA of Vicugna pacos (alpaca), 3526 nucleotides long. NCBI's taxonomy places the organism in Eukaryota, Metazoa, Chordata, Mammalia, Artiodactyla, Camelidae. The record is from RefSeq and is a predicted model, not a curated record.
AGCCUCGCGUACCGACGGCUGGAGGCACGUACUCCGGCUCCGGCUCCGGCUCUCGCUUCAGAGGAUGCUGCGCGCCCAGGAUGCUGCCGCGCCUGGUAGUGCCGCUGGCGGCGCUCCUUAGCCUGCGCUUCGUCUCCCGUGCGCAUGAACUGCCCAAGCCUCCAUCUGCGUGGUUUGCAGCAGAAUUCUUCCACCACGUCCUCCAUUGGACACCUAUCCCAAAUCAGUCUGAAAGUACCUACUAUGAAGUGGAGCUCCUGAGGUAUGGAGAAAAUCUCUGGAAGCCUAUCCCCAACUGUAGCCAGACCCCGAUGCUGUCCUGUGAUCUCACCAUGGCGACCCUGGACCUGUAUCACAGCAGUGGUUACCUAGCCAAAGUCCGGGCAGUGAACGGAAGCCAGUGCUCCAACUGGACCCAUCCCAAAACCCGCUUCACCAUGGAUGAAGUGACACUGACAGUUGGCAGCGUGAAGCUGGAGUUGUACAGCGGUGUCAUCCGUGGGACGAUCCACCCCCCCAGGCCCAGCGUGGCCCCUGCAGGCGACACAUACGAAAGCAUCUUCCCACACUUCCGCGAGUACACAAUUGAGGUUCGCAAGGUACCAGAACCCAGUAAGUUACAAGAGAAGAAGGUAAAACAUGAAAACUUCAGCCUCCAAAUCCCAGGAGGGCUGGGAGAGUUCUGUGUCAGGGUGAAACCGUCUGUUGGCUCCCGAGUGAAUAACGGGAGCUGGUCCAAGGAGGAGUGCAUCACGCUAACCCCACAGUAUUUCACCGUGACCAACCUCAGCAUCUUUUUCAUCUUCGUCCUGCUGCUCUACGGAACCUUGGCCUACUGCCUGGCCCUCCAGCUGUACGUGCGGCGCGGGAGGAAGCUGCCCACCGUCCUGGUCUUCAAAGAGCACGGUCCCUUCAGCUUCACCAGCCAGCUUUCCUGCCCAGAGACCCAGGACACCAUCCAUCCCCUCGACGAAGAGGCCUUCCCCAAGGUGUCCGCAGAGCUGAGGAACUCGGAGCUGCACGGCAGCACAGACAGUGGCUUUGGCAGUGCCAAGCCAUCCCUGCAGACCGAUGAGCCCCAGUUCCUCCUCUCUGCCCCCCACCCCCAGGCUGGGGGGACUCUUGGAAAGGGGGCACCCCCGUCACUGGAGAACAGCUGUGGCAGUGGCAGCAGCAGCAGCACAGACAGCGGGAUCUGCUUAAGGGAGCCCAGCCUGAGUCCUGGCACGGAGCCCAGCUGGGAGCCGCAGGUGGGGAGUGACAGCCCGGACCCGGAUGACAGUGGCAUUGGCCUGGUCCAAAACUCUGAAAGACAGCCUCAGGAUGUGCCAGGUGGCUCUGCUUUAGGCCAUGGCAGUCCCCAGGGGCCUGAGGGGCCUGCAGAAGAAGGCCCAGCUGCAGGGGCGUUCCAGGGCUACCUGAAGCAGACCAGAUGCACAGAGGAGAAGGCAGCCAAGUCAGGCCUCCUGGAAGAAGAGUCCUCUUCAGCAGAUGGCCUUGGCCCCCAGUUCAGGAUGUGCCUAGGUACUGAGAUGGGCUGGCCUCUACCAGCCCUGGCCAAGGGCUAUAUGAAACAGGAACCCCCAGAAAUGCCUCUUGCUCCCUCCGGGGACCCAGCUGGACCAUGGAACCAAUCAAUUGAAGAAUGGUCACUCCUGAGCUUAACCAGCUGUGGUGAGCACAGAACGUCUGACUGGAGUUUUGCCCAUGACCUUGCCCCUAGGGACCCUGUGGCCACCCCAGGCUGUCUCCUGGACAACUUUGACUCAGACAUGGGCGCCCUGCCACUGAUCUCCAGUCUGCUCACGAAUGAGUGAUUCAGGCUAAGGGGCUGCGUUUGGUUUCAGCUACACUCUGCCCCGACCAGGAGGAGAGGCCCUGGGAGACAGACGUGAAACACAGGGCCAACCUGGGCACUUUUCUGCAAGCCCAGUGGGACCAGCACUAGCCAGACCCAGUAGGUGUUCCGGGCAGGAAGAAGCGAUUGCACUAAGUUAGCACAGGGUACUUGGAUGGCACUGGCCUGGUUUGCCCACUCUGGCAGAGCUGAGAAGGGCAGGGCAGAGACCUCCUCCCUCCUCGUCCCUUUCUGUAUGGUAAAGGAUUAUUUGCUCAGGGGAAUCAUGGGGACUUGGGGAGUCAUGGUGAGGCCACCAGGCUGAAGUCAGCUCAGAGAGCCAAGCCUCCCCCUUUAGGAUGAAGCAUGGAGCUUCUGGAUGAAGGAUGGAGGGCUGGGAGGAUGGAGGUUUCAGGGUCUUGGUUCAGGGGCCAUUUCUAGGGGGAAAGGGAGAGAGCAGGGGCUGGAGGGAGCUGAGACCCAGAAGGUCUUCUGGCUCAGAACCCACCCUCUGGGGAUGUUUCGUGCCCAUCUGCUGACAGCUCCCUCUUUUGAGCAAAUAGCACGCAUCUCCCUGGGACACUUGGAGUGGUCAAGCCACUCACUAGCCUCACCCUGCUGCCCCACCGUCUUGAUGACAGUACCAGAGAAACCAUGUGAGUUUGUGCUGGUCCAGACUCAGCCCUUCAGGGUCUGAAGUGGCCUCUGAGCUCAGUCACCACCUCAUCUGCCCAAGAGGGUCAAGGUCGGGACCUACGCUUGGGUUUGUGGCUAACGUCCAGCUACAGACCCACAGGACAGGGCCCAUGGGCUAGACCCUCUGUUCUCCCAGUAAUCAGCUGUGUGACCUUGGACCAGCCAUGUCUCAAAGGGCCCCAGGUACCCCAUCUAUGAAAUAAGGACUCAGUCUCUAAAGGGCCCUCCAUGCUGGAUGUCAGCCAAGCCAAGCUGACUUCUGGGAUGACACUUCCAACCCCUUCUGCCCCGGGGCUGGGAGGAAGUGGACUGCAGGACCCACGUCUGCACAGAGCCAGCUGCUUUCUCAGGCUGAGGGCUAACAGGUCUAGCUGGAGUCCAUGGCAUCAUGCUGAGACAGCUGCCGGAUCCUGGGCCCGGAAAGGGGGCACUGCUUCCCCACAGUCAGUUUGGAAUCUGUCUUCAAAGCCACUUUACAGUCCAUGGGCAGGGAAGCUGGGAGGGGUGACAGGUCUGGGGUAUACCUCCCUGAGUCAUGCCUUAGCCCCACGUCCUCCGGGGCAUCCUGGGAACAGACAUCAGGCUCAGGGAAUCCAGCCAGAACCCCUUCCACUCUUCCAAGAAGCUUGUAGGUGCCAGUCUGAUAACUCCCUCUGGAACCAGGUUUGAUGGAGGGUCCCUCUGCAUUUCCUAGGAAGGUUUAUUUAUUUGUUCUGUUCAUUUAUUUAUUGAAGAGGCCACGUAGUAUAGUGAAAGAAUUCUGGAUAUUUCCAGGGCCUAGGAGUUCUAAUUCCAAUUUCAGUUUCUAGCUAUGUGACCUUGGGAAAGUAACUUUUCCUCAUCUGUGAAAUCAGAAAAUGUUGCCUGACUCGUUUCAUUCAUAGGGAUGUGAGGUUCCACUAAGGACGUGGAUGUGAAUGUGCCUUGAACACAAAGCUCUGUAAAUGAGUGGUGUGUAUUUUCCCUCCCAAUAAAGUGUCAGGACCACAGGAA